AUGUUGGUAACGUGGCGUGAAGGAUCGAAGGGGAUCUUUUCUAUGUUUACAUCUGAACAAGCACCUCCUCCAUUGAUUGGCACCACUUUAUAUGGAGUUUCUCCAUGGGCUACAUAUCUGCUUUUGCUGGUGGAAAGCAAAAGCUAUUCAACUUUCUAUCAGUUUCUCUAUGAAACGUUAAUUAAGAAGGACAAAACUACAGUGGAGCACGCCGUCAAAAAAGCCGCAGCGAAAUCGUCCAUGGCAUUACCGCUUACUAGGCUUGCUGUAUAUCGAUGGGCGGAGUUUGUCACUAUGUGCCCCAAAAGCACCGUAUUUCCUCUAGCUCUGCAGCGUCUUGCGACUGAGGCGUACCGGUUAAAAACUGUGUUGGGGAGGAAGUACAAUUUUGCUAGGCGACUCUUGGACACACCACAAGCGGAAUCAAUCCUAGCAGCCUGUAGAAAGACACUCAGUGAAGCUGAAGAUCCUAAAGGGCUCGCAAAAGCUGUGAAUGGAUGGCUGUUUUGUUCCCAUGAUGUCACGCGCAUGGGAUUUGACUUUUCUGUGUUUGAUCUUGAUUAUCUGCUGCAACUGAUCUUGGCGGAUGACACAGUGGGUGUUUUUAUUGUAUCGUUGUAG
Molecule: messenger RNA, 621 nt
Organism: Cylicostephanus goldi
Lineage: Eukaryota; Metazoa; Nematoda; Chromadorea; Rhabditida; Strongylidae
Source: the annotation of a GenBank genome assembly